GCGCUGCCGUCUGCGUGGUCCUCUCCAAGUGGGCGUGGCGCCGCAACAAGCGCAAGGUGGUGCUGGAGGCCGUGCGGACCAGGCGGUCCAUGUUCCUCCAGGACCUCAACGGGGAGUCCGCUCCAGACUCUGCGGUGCACGCCAUGCUGGAGGCCGCGAACUGGGCGCCCACGCACGGCCAGACGCAGCCGUGGCGCUUCUCUGUGUUCUGCCGCUCCACUGGGCACGUGCAGGAGUUCUUCAAGCUGCAGAUCAACGCCAGCGAGGCCCGCCUGAGGCAGGAGGGGCUGCCCGCCGACGAGGAGCGGGAGCUGAAGAAGUUCGUCACGAAGCAGCCCAAGAAGGCGAAGGACAUCUCGAAAUGCUCACACGUCGUGGCCAUCUCGAUGAAGCGGAGGGCGAACCCAGAGAAGGUCAUGCCAGAGUGGGAGGAGGUCGCGGCGGUCGCCUGCGCGGUGCAGAACGCGCACCUCGUCGCGUGCCAGCUGGGCGUGGCAGCGUACUGGUCCAGCGGCGGCUGCGAUGGCCCGCUGGCCACGCAGGACGUGAGAACGCUGCUGGAGCUGGAGGACGGGGAUCGCUGCCUGGGCCUCUUCUACAUCGGCAUGGCGUCGGAG
This is a messenger RNA of Prorocentrum cordatum, 617 nucleotides long. The record is from the annotation of a GenBank genome assembly. Lineage: Eukaryota; Dinophyceae; Prorocentrales; Prorocentraceae.